Messenger RNA from Tetranychus urticae (two-spotted spider mite), 3857 nucleotides. RefSeq lists its product as uncharacterized. Lineage: Eukaryota; Metazoa; Arthropoda; Arachnida; Trombidiformes; Tetranychidae. The record is from RefSeq and is a predicted model, not a curated record.
CUUUUCAUGUUUGUAUUGUCGGAGGACUGGUCGGCUCUUUUAGAGCUCUGAUUUUUUAAUUGAUUUUUACAAUUUAAUUUAAUUUAAUUUGUUUUAUCUUUACAGAUUGACGUUCAUUAUCGGUCCUGGCACCCCUGAAAACUAUCGAAACCCGGAAUCAAAGCAGGAAAUCCACAAAUAAUACUAAGGUAAGUCCCACUCUAUGGACCUUAAAAAAAUUCUAUUCUACAUGUGGGUCAUUCUAUUUGAAUGACAUUCUCAGAAAAUUACACAUCUCAAAAAUAACACUUCUCAAAAAAUCAAUGAUAAAAAAGUAAAAAAGGGAAACCCUUUUUCUUUUUUCGGGAACUGCUUCCGUUUUUUUCUUUUUAAACAACUACUCAAACAUCACGAAUUUGUAAAUCAAUUUAAAUUCAUUUCAAUUUACACCACAAAAUUGUAUCGCCUGCCCUGAUACCCUCAGCAACUUGGUCAAAACCGAAGAUUGUAUUCAUCAACAACUUAUGUAUAAAUUUACGUUAACCGCAAUUAAUUUAACUUAAUCAACAAAUAUAUUAUUAUUUUUUGUAAAUUUUUUUUUUUUUUUUUUGGAUGUAUGUUUUUGUAUGUAAUUGAAUUUCCCUCUCCUUGAUCCCGUAUUAUGUAUUCCCCUUUCCCACACUAUGUAAUUCUCCCCUUUUUGUUCAUAUGAGGUCGAUUAAACCUUUCAAGCAUGGACACCCUCUUUCUACCGAGGUGCGUCUUUUGGGAGAUCGGUAUCCCCUCAAAAUACUGUAAUUGGUUGAGAGUUUGCUUCAAUAAAAGUCGUAUUUGUUGAAUAAAUUUUGGCAGCUAUGUUUUUUAAAGGUUUUCAAUAUGAUGCUGUUAUUCAAUUGUGAUUGUGAAAAUUAACAUUAUGCAACGGAAAAGUCAAUGUUUAUCAACUGAAACAUUACAACAAAUAUCUAUUAUAGUUAUCCUGAAAUGACCAUUCCAUUAAUUUUCAUUAAUUUACCUUCUAUUUAUGCUUGAACACUGAAUAUUUGUUGCUAUGAUGUAACCUUGGAAAUCUAUUUUUUACUGUUAUGUUUAUAACCUUUCGUUUUGCUUGGAAAAGGUUCAAUUGGGUCAUAUCUACUUUACCAUAAAACAAGAGUUUUAAUCAGGACCCACCCAGGUUGACAGACAUCAUCAUUAUUUGUUUCCCUGCAAAGUUUAGUAAAGUGGACAACGAAUAAAUUAAUGGCGUUGAACAGAAGGUCUAAUCCAUUGGCUAAUUUACGAUUCCUUGAUGUCGGUGAUGAUGAUAAUGAUAUUGGUAAUAAAGGCGAUAAUGACAAUUCACCUUUGACAAAUAACCAUGUCAAAUCAACUGGAAUGGCUUCAUCGAAUAGCAAUAAAGUAGGUCAACCUUUAUCUUCAUUGAAAAAUGAGACUAAAGUGAGAAAUGAUGCUGAACAAAAUUUAACUUUAAGCUCUCUGGACGAAUCACUUGAUGAUAUCGAUUCGAUUCAAUUUGAGUUGGAUGAAGAUGCCUUCAAAGAAAUGGACGAUGAUGGUAGUUCUGAAGAAGAGGUAACACUGGAUGUUACCGAAGGAGGCCCUUGUGAUGUUAAAAAUUUUCAUGAAAUUUAUCAAAUUGAUAUUGAUAAUGACGACAACCAAGAGUCAGUUAUUGAUAAGCAAAGCAAAAUUAAAAUGGAACGUCCUAAAAGUGCUAAAACUAGGAUAAGAAAUGUAAAACCAUCUUUGGAAAUAAAAGAUGAUAUAGAUAAUUAUAUUGAUGCUAAUGUUGACGAAGAUGACGAUUUUUCGUUGAACAGCAUUGAAAAUGAUCCUUUUGCCAGUGAAGGUGCCAGCAUGUUUAAAGUAUCUCGACAGGACUUUAUAACUGUUCCUUCAUUUCCAUUAAAUCAGCUGGAAACACUAAAGGAAGAACCAGAUGAAGACAUCAAAAAGGAUGAUGACGAAGAAGAAGAGGAAGACGGAGAUGAAGCUGAAACGGAUGAAUUUGAGGAAGAUGAUCUAUCAAAUGAUGAUAAGCAAGAGGAUGAAGACUUGCCUGAAUUUAAACAAAAACAUCAACUGACUGAUUUGAUUGGACAGCAAGCUAAUUUCCGGAAAAUGUCUGAUCAGUUAAAGAGAGAAAUAUCUAAAUUAAAAAACGAGCUAUUUACAGUUAUUACCCAAAAAUCUGAUGAAAUUGCCAAACAGGCAACAGAAAGGUUGGAUCAAGUGGAAAAGAGGUUAUCUGAGAACGAAAAAAACGCGCAUUCCGCACUGUUGGAUAGAAAUAGAAAGCAAAUCGAUGUAAAUAAUGGACCUGAUAGUGCAAGUAAAGUUGAUGCCAUCAAACUUGAAGUAAACUCUUUGAAAGCCAACGUUGACAAAAUUAUGGACAGUAAUAAAGAGCGAAAUGACAAAGAAAAUGAUAUUUCAAAGAAUUUGGCUGACAUUCAUGAUGAAUUCAAGAUAACUAUGGACCAAUUUCGUGAUUUCAAGAAAGACAACGACUUAGCCAUCAAAGCUUUGAGAAAACAGUUGACCGAAGUUUCACAAAGUCAAGAUAAUUUGGAGAGUCUAACAUCCAAAAUUCAAGGUGAUGUUCAUCGUUUAUCAAGAGAUGUUAGCAAUAACCGGAGAGAUGAUGAUGAUGAACAGGAUAAUCUCAGGAUUGAAGUUAAACAGAUGAUUAUGAAAGAAAGAAUUGAACAUGACAAAUUAGCUCAAUCAAUUGAAGAUAUUAAACAAAUGCUCAAAAGUGAAAUUACUUCAGUUAAUCAGUCAUUAGAGAGACGAAAGCAAGAAACUGAAUUGUCACAGGCAGCAAUAAAUGAUGAAAUGAGUCAGACUAAAUCAGUCUUGCAUUAUUUAACCAAAGAACUGGACACAAUUAAGCAAUCAAUAGAGGAAAAGAAAAAUGAAAGUAAAGAAAGUGAAACUACAACGAUAAAUGCUGCUUUAGAAGAAAGAUUUAAUCAAAUAGAAUCCAAUUUAACUGUAAUGCAUGGACAACUGGAAGCAUUCAAGAUUUCUAAAGAAAGAGAUAGGAAAAUGAGAUCCAAGUUUGAUAAUUUCAACAGUAAAAGAUCCAAAAAAUUAGUUUCAAGCUGCUCUUCCUAUGAAGAUACUCUAUCAUCAUCUUCUGAAGAAGUAAAGAGUCGGACUAAACAAAGAUCAAGAACCCGUAAGGAGCACGAUAUUGGAACAUCUAAUCAAAAUCGAUCGAAAGUUAAUUUUGAUCAUGGCAUGAAUCGACGUCGUGAUUAUAUUAAAUACUCACCACUUCAUUUUUCACCCAUUUUAAUCACUAGUCAACCCAUGGAAAGAUCUCAUAAUGUUAAAAAUUCAUCCUCAUCUUUAUUAGCAAUGAUCCGAAGAACUAGUCGAUUAUUACAAGAUGAGGCAUCCGAUUUAGAUGGCCUUGGUAACUAUCGAUUUGUGUCUGACAUAUCUAACGGUUUGUUAAAUCGCAAUGAUUUGGAUGCCGAUGAAAGUGCUAUUAGGAAACUCAAACAAAUUAGAUGUGAUAUCGAUGAAAAAUUGAAACGACUUAAUACAAUGGUCAAUUCCAAUUCUAAUGGAAACAAUUCCUCAACAACCAAACAAUGAUAUCAAUGAACCAACCUUUUUUUGUUGCCUGAUUUGAAAUAAAUCAUAUUAAUAUUCCUGUUUUUGAGCAACUCUAGUCUAUUAAGUUAAACAGCAUAACUUAUUAGUAUUAUUAUUAUUAUUAUUUUAUAAUAUGACAAUGUUGAUCUUCUCUUGAUAUUUUUUUAUCAUCAACAAUAAAUCAUUUAAACUAAAUUAUUCAAAUUUAUAAUCAAUCAGUGUAAUGUUUCUAACUUAAUAAACCAAUAAAAAACUUUCGAUUAAUA